Messenger RNA from Tachyglossus aculeatus (Australian echidna), 4554 nucleotides. It is a transcript of the gene MTMR10, whose product is annotated as myotubularin related protein 10. The coding region runs from base 23 to 2317 and encodes 764 amino acids. The record is from RefSeq and is a predicted model, not a curated record. Lineage: Eukaryota; Metazoa; Chordata; Mammalia; Monotremata; Tachyglossidae. The transcript has 16 exons.
GGAGGAGGCGGUGUCGGUCACCAUGUUCUCCCUCAAGCCGCCCAGACCCACCUUCAGGUCGUACGUCCUGCCCCCGCCGCCUCAGGCUGAAGACAAGAGCAACACGGAACCCAAGAUUAAAAAACUGGAGCCCGUGCUUUUGCCAGGAGAAAUUGUCGUCAACGAAGUAAACUUUGUAAGGAAAUGCAUCGCCUCCGACACGAGUCAGUAUGAUCUGUGGGGCAAGCUGGUGUGCAGUAACUUCAAAAUCUCGUUUCUUACGGAUGACCCUAUGCCACUUCAGAAAUUCCACUAUAAAAACCUUCUGCUUGGCGAGCACGACGUCCCCCUAACAUGCAUCGAGCAAAUUGUCACAGUAAACGAUACUAAAAGGAAACAGAAGGUGCUGGGCCCGAACCAGAAACUCAAAUUUAAUCCAACAGAGUUGAUUAUAUAUUGCAAAGAUUUCCGAAUUGUACGGUUUCGCUUCGACGAGUCGGGUCCUGAAAGUGCAAAAAAGGUGUGCCUUGCUAUCGCUCAUUAUUCCCAGCCCACUGAUCUCCAGCUACUCUUUGCAUUUGAAUAUGUUGGGAAAAAAUACCAUAAUCCAGCGAAAAAAGUAAACGGAUUAGACCCAGGAGGAGGUGGUGGCGGUCAAAAGACUCCUCUUUUUGAAACUUAUUCUGAUUGGGAUAGAGAAAUCAAGAGGACAGGUGCUUCAGAAUGGAGAGUUUGCUCCAUCAAUGAGGGUUAUAUGAUUUCUACUUGCCUUCCAGAAUAUUUUGUUGUCCCAUCUUCUUUGGCAGAUCAAGACCUCAAGCUUUAUUCCCAUUCCUUUAUUGGGAGAAGGAUGCCAUUGUGGUGCUGGAAUCACUCCAAUGGUAGUGCUCUUGUAAGGAUGGCUGUCAUAAAAGAUGUCUUGCAACAGAGAAAAAUAGACCAAAGGAUUUGUAAUGCAAUAAUGAAAAGCCACCCUCAAAGGAGUGACGUUUAUAAAUCCGAUUUGGAUAAGUGUUUGCCCAAUAUCCAGGAAAUACAAGCUGCCUUCAUAAAACUUAAGCACCUAUGUGUUAAUGAACCUUUUGAAGAAACAGAAGAGAAAUGGUUGUCCUCACUGGAAAGCACUCGGUGGCUGGAAUAUAUCAGAUCAUUCCUUAAGCAUUCUGCUGAACUUGUGUACAUGCUAGAGAGUAAACAUCUUUCUGUAAUUCUUCGAGAGGAAGAGGGUAGGGACCUGAGUUGUGUUGUAGCUUCUCUCGUUCAAGUGAUGCUGGAUCCUUACUUUCGGACGAUCACUGGAUUUCAGAGUCUUAUACAGAAGGAAUGGGUCAUGGCAGGAUAUCAAUUCCUGGACCGGUGCAACCAUUUAAAGAGGUCUGACAAAGAGUCGCCCCUGUUCUUGCUGUUUCUGGACUCCAUUUGGCAGCUGCUAGAGCAGUACCCGGCAGCCUUUGAGUUUUCGGAAACUUACUUGACCGUGCUGUACGACAGUACCCGAAUCUCACUGUUUGGCACUUUUCUUUUCAACUCGCCUCACCAACGAGUAAAACAAAGCACAGAAUUUGCUAUAAGCAAAAAUGUCCAACUGGGAGAUGAAAAGGGCUUAAAAUUCCCCUGUGUUUGGGACUGGUCUCUUCAGUUCACAGUGAAGGAUACCACACUCUUCUACAACCCCAUGUACAUUGGAAAGAGUACACCAAAUGUGCAGAAUGGCUCUGUGAAAUCUUUCAAGCGGACAAAGAAGAAUUACAGCUCUACGUUAAGAGGCAUGCCCUCUGCUCUCAAGAACGGAGUCAUCAGCGAUCAAGAAUUACUUCCCAGGAGGAAUUCGCUGAUUCUCAAACUGAAACCGGACUUCCUGCAGCCAGCCGACGACCGGAGCGACGGCGUGGAGCGGUAUUUUCGAGACUGGUUUUCAAAGCCCGUUGACUUGCAUGGGGUAAUUCUGCCACGCCUUUCCGGGGCCCACAUAAAACUGUGGAAACUCUGUUACUUCCGCUGGGUUCCGGAGACUCAGAUUAAUAACGGCGGCUUCAUUACGGCCUUUCACAAAAUCUCCCUACUAGCCGACGAAGUAGAUAUGCUCAACAGGAGUCUUCGGCAGUACAAGAGCAGCCCUUUACGAGCUAGCUGUUCCGAACUGGAUCAAAGCAGGCUUUACUUUAGAGCCAGUGAUCCCAACGAUCCCGCUGGGACCCCGGAAUUUCUCUCCUCUUCAUUCCCCUUCUCCCCUGUAGGGAACCUCUGCAGGCGAAGCAUUUUAGGAACACCUUUGAGCAAGUUCUUAAGCGGUGCCAAAAUAUGGUUGUCCACUGAGACACUAGCAACCGAAGACUGAGGUAGAGCGAUCUUUCCACUCCGGGGGAAAAACCGUGCGUGUUUUCCCCGGAUUAACACCGCUAGCCGUGGCAUCUUAUGCUGUAACGAUUUUCUAUUCAAGAAUCGUAGAAAUUUGCACAGACGCUCUAAAGCAAACUGAAUCUUCAGUGGCAGAAAAACGUUUUAAGUAGUGAAAUUUUGUUUGGAUCAUUUGAGUUAAGCUCAUUUUCAGGCGGUAAGGAAAAGUUCCACUUGCCAAAACAGAAACCGAGGGUAGUCAUUAAUCAGAUGUAGGCUGUUGGCUAACCUUUCUUUCCUCCAACUAUUGACUAGCACUGCCGAUAUUAACACCAAAUAGCAAGUUAGGAAAGUGAAAGCAAAAUCAAGGACAAUAUGAAAUUACUAGAAUAUGUUGCUAGACGAACGUUUUGGGUUGCAAAAAGUACAGAUUGCAUUACUUCCACUGACACUUUAUCCGCAAUUUGUUGCGACUGAUGCAACUUGACACACAUGCAGUUUACCGGUUAUUUAUUUUUCUCCAAUUUGGUAGGGGGGGGGGGUCUCCUGAAGACCGAGCUCACCUUGAUUUCACCGGAACUAUAAGAUAUGCACUGUUAACCUUAAACCAUUUGCUGUAGAUAAUAAUAGCUUUAGAAGUGCCUUUAAUUGAAAUGAAUAAUGAAGAUGUAUAAAGCACAGGGAAAUUUAAUUUCGUUUGUAACUAGGGAGUUAAUGCCUCUGCUACCGCGUUAAACAUUUUUAUAUUGAAACUCGAAGCAAACUGGAAGUCAUCGCUCGUCUCUCCCUUUAAGCGGGAAAAUAGUUAAAUGCUGCGAUCUUACACGAAGCUGUUCGGUCUUAGCAGCCUUUCCUGCUCACCGAAAGAAGUCCACUGCUUACAGAAACUUUUAUCGGUGGGUUAUCGGCUUCUCAGUUCAGUUUCUAUUUUGGAAGAUAGGCAGCACCUCUUAAUUAACAUCCCAGACAGUUUAGACUGGGUUGAAGCCUUGCAUGCAAAAAGACUCCCUAUGGGAGUUUCUUUCUACUACCACUUUCCCCUGGCCCACCAAAAAAUUUCCAGCUUAAAAGGGGUGGUGGUAAGUGAACUCAUUUGUUUACACUUGAUUAAACUGCCAAAAUUCAGUUGGGGUUUUUUACAUUUAACCUUGGUAAGGAAACCGUUUUUCUAAAGUGGUGAGGCCCAGGAUCAAUAGCUGUUUUUAUAAGGUUUGUUAUGAUUUGGCUACUUCCUACCUGGCGAAUACUUUCCCUUUAAAAACACUGUGUGAAUGUUGGCCUCUUAAGCUCAGUUUUGUCUUUGAUCUAACCUUGAGUAAAUUUUAAGUACACUAAAGCCCGAAAUGCCCACCUGUAGCCUAGGAAAUAAGAGGUUUUCAUUUGUAUUGUCAGCUUAAAGGGAAAGACUAUUUAGAAUAAGCUUUUUGACUGAAAAGCAGCUCUAGCCCAUUUCUUUGAAGUCUAUAUUCCUUUUUUACCUUUAAUGUCUCCAGAGUUUCAAAUUAAAUACUGUUUCGUGCCUGGUAUCAAACAUUUGCUUAGUUAACAUAGUACCUCAAUACUGAGGAAUCAGCACUCUUCCCUUAAAAAUGUAAUUCAUCUCUUUUAGUUAACUAAUUUUUUUUUACGAGUUUAAAAUUAGGUACUAUAAUACCGUUUUUAAAAAAAUAUAUAGAUACUUCUUUAAAAUACUUAUUUUUCUAAUUGUUUUAUAGCAAAAUCCACUGCAUUGAUUAUGAGGAAUGUCGGACCUAAUGAAAUCUGAAAUGGGAGAAAUUCAAAAUAGUAUCUUUAGCUGGGGUGUAAAGAAGUGAUGGUAAUCCAACUGCAAUCAACUAAUUACUGCCAUGUACAGUACCAAUAAAACUUUAUUUUUGCAAGAAAUGUAGUGAAAGGUCACUAGGUAGUUAAUAACUUUGAAUUCUAUAAUUUCAGGUAAACACAGCUGACCAUCGAUCUCAGAUGGACAUUUAUACUAAAGCCAAAAAUGUCUUAACCUUUAACUUGAAAUCCUAAGAGAUGAAAAACACUGUUCCACCAAUUCCUUUUAGUCGCCAAACCCUCUUACAGUAGAAGUAAUUGCAAAUGGUUUAGAGGUAACUUAAAACUAAAACCUUUGUGCCUAAUGACUGUUACAUGUACAAUUGACAGGAAAUUCUAAGUAUAGAGCUUGUCACUAAGAGGGACUGACUGUGAAGGUGAUUUUGUCAAAUAAAAGUUCAUGCUUUUCCACAGAAA